AUGUGGAGUUACCUGCAAAUCAUCUUUCCAUGUCUUAUUUGGCUGCCCAAAUACAGAUGGCGACACUUGAAGGGAGACUUGGUAGCGGGCUUGAUCACAGGGUUGUCAGUUCUUCCUCAGGGCCUCGCUUACGGACAGAUUGUCGAACUGCCUGCACAGUACGGCCUGUAUUCCUCCAUAAUGGGAAGCUACACAUACGCCGUCCUUGGCGGAUGUAAGGAUGUUGCUGUGGGACCAUCGGCUGUCGUCUCCAUAGUCACAGCUGAAUAUGGAACUGGAAGGUCGCCGAUUGCCAAAGAUCCAACAUACGCAACCAUUCUGGCUUUUGUCAGUGGCUUCAUACUACUGACCGCUGGUCUCCUCAAAAUAGGCUUCAUCUUCAGUUUCAUCUCGCAGCCAGUGUGGAAAGGCUUCAGGGCCGCGGCAGGGAUCACCAUCUUCAUGAGCAGGAUUAAGAAAUGGUGGGGUCUGCUUGGAGUUCCUCGCCAGUUUCUCUCGCAACUCUACUGGACACUGAAGCGGAUUUCCGACACGAAGUGA
This is a messenger RNA of Helobdella robusta, 540 nucleotides long. RefSeq lists its product as hypothetical. Gene Ontology annotation, biological process: transmembrane transport. Lineage: Eukaryota; Metazoa; Annelida; Clitellata; Rhynchobdellida; Glossiphoniidae. The coding region runs from base 1 to 540 and encodes 179 amino acids. The transcript has 5 exons. Gene Ontology annotation, molecular function: sulfate transmembrane transporter activity. Gene Ontology annotation, cellular component: membrane. The record is from RefSeq and is a predicted model, not a curated record.